Messenger RNA from Quercus robur (English oak), 1495 nucleotides. Its product is annotated as probable WRKY transcription factor 48. NCBI's taxonomy places the organism in Eukaryota, Viridiplantae, Streptophyta, Magnoliopsida, Fagales, Fagaceae. Gene Ontology annotation, biological process: regulation of DNA-templated transcription. Bases 178 to 1251 code for a protein of 357 amino acids. The record is from RefSeq and is a predicted model, not a curated record. The transcript has 3 exons. Gene Ontology annotation, molecular function: sequence-specific DNA binding; DNA-binding transcription factor activity.
CAAGCUAAAACCUUUAGACCCCAAUGCCACAUUCACACUCUCAAAUAAACCAAACCAAAACCACUCUCUUUCUCUCUCUCUCUCUCUCACUUUCUCUCUCUCCGAGCUUUGUAAUAAAACUAGAGGGAGAUUGGACAAGCUGAUCACUCAAAUGAAGAAUACUAGUAUGUGUUGUUGAUGAGAAAGUACAUGGACAAUAAGAAAGAAGAGCUAAAGUUUGAGAAUUCAAUGUCUAAUUCAACAUUUUCCGAUGAGAUUCAGGGCAAUAGUUUGGCUGCUUUCUUUGACAUGACAACAUGUGAUCAACAAGGUGGUGGUGGUGGUGGUGGUGGUGGUGAUCAAAAGGGAUUCAUGGACUUGUUGGGUAUCCCUGAGUAUAGCCAAUCUUUAUUGGAUUGGUUUCCAACACCUUCAUCAACAACAACAACAGCAACAACAACAGCAACUACUCCUACUACUGCUACUGCUACUACUACUAUGCCUCCACAACAACAACCACAAGAACAACCUCUUCCAGAGUCAUCUGAGGUUUUGAACACUCCAGCCACACCAAACUCUUCAUCUAUUUCUUCUUCCUCAAAUGAAGCCGCAAAUGAAGAACAAAUUAAGGCUGGUCAUGAGGAAGACCAGGAUCAAGAAAAGACUAAGAAACAGUUGAAACCCAAAAAGAAGAAUCAAAAAAGGCAAAGAGAGCCGAGAUUUGCGUUCAUGACAAAGAGCGAGGUUGAUCAUCUUGAUGAUGGGUACAGAUGGAGAAAGUACGGCCAGAAAGCUGUGAAGAACAGCCCCUAUCCCAGGAGCUAUUACCGUUGCACCACUACUGGAUGUGGUGUAAAGAAGCGAGUUGAGCGUUCCUCCGAUGAUCCUUCAAUUGUGGUCACAACCUAUGAAGGCCAACACACACAUCCAAGCCCGGUAACACCUCGUGGAAGCAUUGGAAUUAUGCCGGAAGCCACUGCAGCUGGCUUUGGUGCCAUGACUUCUUCAUUUGUUAUUCCACAACCUCAAUAUCAACAACAACAUCAUCAUCAUCUUCUUCAGCAACAUCCUUAUAUGUAUAGCUCACAGCUGCCUCUGAAUAUUAGCACUAGUACUACUAAUUUGAAUUCCUCCUCAUUUCCUAGUUUCAUUCAAGAGAGACAUUUUGGGACACCUUCUUCGGCAUCUUUGCUUAGAGACCAUGGACUACUUCAGGACAUUGUGCCGUCACAGAUGAUUAGGAAGGAGCCGAAAGAAGAGUACAAUGGUUGAUUUUACUCUGUUAAUGGUAUGUAAUUCUCUGACUGACUCAUGGGGGUUUUGUCUUUAGAGAAAGAACCCACUUCACUGUACGUUUCAUAUAGAUCUUUUGGACUUUUAUCAGUGUAAAAUGACUAGACUUUUAGCCUUUAGAGGGACAAAUGUUGGGUUCUUUUUUCUUUUUUGUGUUAUUCUUUGUACUUAGAGUUUAUUCAGUUAUGGAGAAAUUGGGUUUUGUAUCUUUUGCCCAUCUUUA